UCUGUUCCUAUAGUAAAAUUCUGGGGGCGACUGGAAUAUGCCGGAGCGUGAUUCGACGAAAUAGGGGCGUGAAUACUAACCCUGGGAACGAGAUCUCUAUAAAUGCAACCGAAAGGUUCCAGCGUUCCCAGCAAGGAAGAGAUCUAUUCGCACGAGAUUUGCAAAUCUGAAGCGUUUUGACGGCAUGGGUAGUUCGUGGAAAUUGGAGGACCAUCCCAAGCUUCCCAAGGGAAAGACCAUAGCCGUCGUUGUCUUGGAUGGUUGGGGUGAGGCGAAUCCGGAUCAGUAUAAUUGCAUUCAUGUCGCCCAAACUCCGACUAUGGACUCUCUUAAGAAGGGUGCUCCAGAGAGAUGGAGGCUGGUAAGGGCUCAUGGAACUGCCGUGGGGCUUCCAACUGAGGAUGACAUGGGUAACAGUGAAGUAGGACACAAUGCACUUGGAGCUGGAAGGAUUUAUGCGCAAGGUGCUAAGUUGGUGGAUCUUGCCCUUGCUUCUGGGAAAAUAUAUGAAGGAGAAGGCUUUAAAUAUAUUAAAGAAUGCUUCGAUAAAGGUACCUUACAUCUCAUCGGGUUGCUGAGUGAUGGCGGUGUACAUUCUCGGCUUGAUCAGUUGCAGUUGCUUUUGAAAGGCUCUAGUGAGAAUGGUGCAAAGAGAAUACGUGUACAUAUUCUCACUGACGGACGUGAUGUUUUGGAUGGUUCAAGUGUUGGGUUUGUUGAAACAUUGGAGAAGGAUCUUGCUAAUCUACGAGAGAAUGGUAUUGAUGCACAAAUUGCAUCUGGUGGUGGUCGAAUGUAUGUAACCAUGGAUCGGUAUGAGAAUGACUGGGGUGUCGUUAAACGCGGUUGGGAUGCACAGGUUCUUGGUGAAGCACCUCACAAAUUUAGAAAUGCUCUUGAAGCUGUGAAAACACUAAGGCAGGAACACAAAACUAAUGAUCAAUAUUUGCCGCCAUUUGUUAUAGUUGAUGAGAAUGGCAAGGCAGUUGGUCCAAUAGUUGAUGGUGAUGCUGUUGUAACAUUCAACUUUCGAGCAGACCGUAUGGUCAUGAUUGCUAAAUCAUUAGAAUAUGAAAACUUUGACAAGUUUGAUCGUGUUCGUGUCCCAAAGAUUCGAUAUGCUGGAAUGCUUCAAUAUGAUGGUGAAUUGAAACUCCCAAGCCACUACCUAGUUUCUCCUCCAGAGAUAGAGAGGACAUCUGGUGAAUAUUUGGUGCACAAUGGUAUCCGUACUUUUGCUUGCAGUGAAACUGUCAAAUUUGGUCAUGUCACAUUCUUCUGGAAUGGAAAUCGAUCUGGAUACUUCAAUCCAUCCAUGGAAGAGUAUGUUGAGAUUCCUAGUGACUCUGGUAUUACAUUUAAUGUUCAACCCAAGAUGAAGGCAUUAGAAAUUGCUGAGAAGGCAAGGGAUGCUAUCCUCAGUCGCAAAUUUGACCAGAUCCGUGUGAAUUUACCAAAUGGAGACAUGGUUGGUCACACUGGUGACAUAGAGGCAACUGUUGUGGCUUGCAAAGCGGCUGAUGAAGCAGUUAAGAUCAUUUUAGAUGCCAUUGAGCAAGUUGGUGGCAUUUACGUUGUCACAGCAGAUCAUGGAAAUGCUGAAGACAUGGUAAAGAGAAACAAAUCUGGCAAGCCAGAACUUGACAAAUCUGGGAACAUUCAGAUUCUCACUUCUCAUACUCUUCAACCUGUGCCGAUUGCCAUCGGGGGCCCUGGACUUGCAGCUGGUGUCAGAUACCGCAAGGAUGUGCCUGAUGGUGGCCUUGCCAAUGUCGCUGCCACCGUCAUGAAUCUGCAUGGUUUCGUGGCACCAAGCGACUACGAGACAACCCUCAUUGAAGUAGUUGACAACUAAACGCCACUUUCUUUUUUUUUUUUUUUUACGAGUUUGAAUUUUCAAUAAUUUAUAUUGGAUGAUUAAGUUGCAUGACUUUAGGAGUAACUUAACAUCACAGUCUUCGUUGCUAAAUGCUUUUACUUAUUUUCUUGUGAUCAAAUGCUCUACUUAUUUUGACGCAAGUACAUUUGUUCGUACUUCGUCCAUCAUGUAGUGAGUAUAUUUGGAAUAAAAUGAAAUUGAAUUUGAUAA
Molecule: messenger RNA, 2089 nt
Organism: Zingiber officinale
Lineage: Eukaryota; Viridiplantae; Streptophyta; Magnoliopsida; Zingiberales; Zingiberaceae
Product: 2,3-bisphosphoglycerate-independent phosphoglycerate mutase-like
Exons: 10
Coding region: 185-1855 (556 amino acids)
Biological process (GO): glucose catabolic process
Cellular component (GO): cytoplasm
Molecular function (GO): manganese ion binding
Source: RefSeq, a predicted model, not a curated record